UGCCGCUGGCUUGGUUCCUCCUGGUUCACCAACGGCAGUUGCGGCUACUGCGGCUAUGCGCUGAACCUGAGCUUGGCGGCGCGGAACACGGCGGGCAUCGGCUCCAAGUACGGCAAGCAGAUCAGGAAGAAGGGCGUCGUCGCCUUCAUCACCGUCGACGAGACCCGCUUCACGCAGGCCGACGAGGUCACCUGCGCGCCCCGCCUGCGCCUCUUCCGGCGGAGGUCGCGCCAAUUCUGCGGCAAGUGCGGCGGCCGCAUUGGCUCCGCCAACGAGGUCGACGAGGAUGACGAGGACCCCGCCGGCCUGUCCGCGUGCACCGGUUCGGACGACGAGGACCCCGCCGGCCUGUCCGCGUGCACCGGUUCGGACGACGACGACCCGCGGACGAGCCCGGGCGACGGCGGCGGCGCCACCAGAAGGAGGAGCUACCUCAUCAGGUUCGGCGCGCUGCAGCCCUGCACGGAUGACUCUCCUGCUGCUGACGACCCCUUCUCUCUAUGACAGGCUGCGACCCUCUAUUCUACGACACGGUUUGCUGAAUUUUGUUUCUUGUUCAUAGUAAGUACUACAGGGUAGACAGAGUUCGAUGUGUGUAAGUUGAUCCGAUAGUUUUUGUGUCCUGGUAAUGAAGUGAGCCAUGGUUGCAGUUUUAGGUCACCUUGUGUCUGUCAAUGGCUUAAUUAUAGCACCACCUACUUGAAGUACUGAUGAUAUCAGCUUCUCUCUUGAUAUCUAAAAUUGUGGAGACUGUUUUGAAUAUCCACAGAUCAAUAUAUUUCAGUUCGUCAUCACUAAUUCCAUAAGCUGUCUGACGAGAUAAAUUCAUGUGAUGGACCAUCAUUAUAUGUUUAUUAUCAUUAUCAGUUCAUCUAUGCAGCUAAGUCGUUGGGAAUUGAGAAUGGGAGCACAACAUUGAGGUUUGCAGUCAAGGCUCAGGUUAGUCCAUGCAACCAGUACCUCGGUUAAUCAGUUUGAUUCAAUCGUGAGAAACGCAUUUUUCUGAUCAAAGAAUUCGGAUAUGCAAAAUGCCAGUUAUUUUCUUUCUGUGCAGUGAGUAAAUCUGGAAAUUGUACUUCUGAAAUAAUCACUAUAUCAUAUACAAGGAGCUAUUUUAGAUGCAGUAGUACAAAUGUCAGUUUCCCCUAUUAGCUAAGAUACAUACAUUUUCAAUAGAGAUAACUGAAAUAAAAUGUUGUAAUGAUCAUAUCAAACAAAAAAAGAAUGUGAAAAAACGGUGAAUAUGAUUUUCAUAGUUUACACUAUCAUCCCUACUAAUAAAAGCACGGCAGAUCCAACUCGUCAUCUCCGCUGCCCCGCCGGUCCACUCGGCCGGCACCACGCUGUACCCCACCUACGCGCCAUCGUCCGUCCAUGCAGUUGCCGUCGACUACUGCCCCCGGAGGCGGCGUCUACUCCCUGGGCAUCCUCCUGCUGGAGCUCCUCACUAGCAAGUCCCCGACGCACGCGUCCCUGCAGGGAGGGCGACGGCGGCAUGUCCAACAUCUGUAGGAGGGCGGCGGCGGAGAGAAAAGGGAGGAGAGGAAGGAGAUGGGAGGCCGUAGGGAGAGGUGGGUGUGGUGUGAUCCUGCUGCUGCUGCUCGCCGGCCAUCGGCUAGGUUGGCUUCAGGUGCACGGAGGUGUCAGUGCGAACUUGGGUCACCCAAUUGACACCUGAAUCGUCAGGCAAUCCUACUCCAAACUGUAUGUUCUCUGAUGGAUUGGCAGCUAACGGGAGAGGAUUCUCAAACUUUGCAUGUGGUUACUUAUCUGAACACUCUUUGCAUGUGGGCUUUGGGUGCAUGGAGGUGUCAGGGAUCGAGGAUUCGAGGGAGCUCUCCUCUCUCGCAACUGGAGGCGUUCGGGGGUCAAGCGGAAGAGGACGACCUUGUCAAGCUCGGGAGCGGAUGCAUUAGAGGACUCCAUGGUUUUUCCCUGGAGGCUGGCACAUUUAACUGCUGCCCUCUGUUGUCGACCUUCUCUUCUUCAAGCCCCACCCUACCAUCGUCGUACUCCCUGCAGGCAGCUCUGCCCCGAUCUUCUCCUCAAGGGAGGGAUGCCUGGGGCUUCCACCUUUAGAGAUUGCAAAAUUUUGGAGAAUAUGGUUAAAAAACAUGCAGAGAAGGGCAAGCUUUAUGCUGCAGUAUGUGCUGCACCAGCUGUGGCACUGGGAGCUUCAGGGAACUUGUCAUCCGUCAUGCAUGAACAAACUUCCUUCAGAGGUGCAAGCUGUAGAAUCAAGGGUACAGAUUGAUGGGAAAUGUGUGACUAGCCGUGGGCCAGGAACAACCAUGGAGUAUUCUAUUGUUUUGGUUCAACAACUGUAUGGUUGAGAAAAGGCUGAUGAAGUUGGUGGGCCAAUGGUAAGAAUCAUUUUUAGCGUUCUCUUAGAUGUCCAUUGCAAAAAAGUUAUCCUUUUGUUUUCCACAUGUUUCAUGGUCCUCUAGUGGGCAGUUUCGCAGUGCCAUGUUGCUUCUUCAUGGUGAAAUAAUAAGGCCAGUUUGUUUCUUGAUAGGCCUAGGCAUAGUCCUGCAGUUUUUGUACUAUGUAGGGAAGAAAUUUUGUUCACUAUCUUGUUUUGUAUUUUAUACUUCACCUUGCAAAAUUGAUAAAACCAGAUUUAUCUCU
This is a messenger RNA of Hordeum vulgare subsp. vulgare (domesticated barley), 2628 nucleotides long. RefSeq lists its product as uncharacterized. The record is from RefSeq and is a predicted model, not a curated record. The transcript is spliced from 4 exons. Lineage: Eukaryota; Viridiplantae; Streptophyta; Magnoliopsida; Poales; Poaceae. The annotation marks the transcript as partial.